AUGAGCCAAACACAACGCCUCCAACGGUACAACACAGGAUCCAACGGGGGAAGAAGCUAUGAGCACCUUCUCGUAAACAUGCAGACGGCAGCAAGCCGCAACGCCUAUCAGACUGCCAGAAACAUCAUCCAGAAGGAUAAUCUUCUUGGCUUGUAUCGCGGUUUCAGCCCUGUUAUAUUGGGGAUUGUACCCAAGAUCGCUAUACGCUUCGCUAGUUUUGAGACGUAUAAAUCGCUUCUGGCGCUUCCAGAUGGGAGCCAAUCUAGCCAACGGCUGCUUUUGGCUGGCCUGGCAGCAGGAGUGACGGAGUCUAUCCUUGUUGUAACACCCAUGGAGAUGGUGAAGAUCCGACUGCAAUCCCAGAAGCGUGCUGCGAAUCCCCAACGAGCCAUACAAGUCGUCCUGGAUAUCGUUCGUAAUGAGGGGAUUAGGAAAUUAUGGACUGGAAUUUCCCUUACGUUGUUACGGCAGGGGACAAACCAAGCAGGUACUCCUGGGAAACCCCGUCUUGGAAUCAUGAAAACUGACUCAUCCCCUCCUCUUGCAGAAACAAGGGUUCAGAAAUCGCCAUCUCGGCCUGGUGAAAGCAGCUUUCGAAGGAUAGUCCACCAGACUAGUCAGCUUGUCACAAACGAGGGCCUGCCUGCUUUGUAUAGGGGUAUUGGGCCGCGGAUUCUUCGAGUGGACAUAGGCCAGGCCGUGUCUUUUACGGCGUACGAGUUUCUUAUUGCACGGAUUACUCUCUACAAGGUUGCGGCUGUGGAGUCGAUACCACAUCGAAAGAUUUCGAUGGCAUAG
Molecule: messenger RNA, 798 nt
Organism: Pyrenophora tritici-repentis Pt-1C-BFP
Lineage: Eukaryota; Fungi; Ascomycota; Dothideomycetes; Pleosporales; Pleosporaceae
Source: RefSeq, a predicted model, not a curated record